This is a messenger RNA of Spodoptera exigua (beet armyworm), 432 nucleotides long. The record is from the annotation of a GenBank genome assembly. Lineage: Eukaryota; Metazoa; Arthropoda; Insecta; Lepidoptera; Noctuidae.
AUGGACAUAAGCCUGAAACAUUUGCUUGCUGAACUCCUCGUCAUGUACAUGCAUGGUUCUGUGGAAGUUCGAGGUGCAACUGUUCCACAGAAAUACCUUGUCUUCCAAAAGUUGUAUCAUUCGAGUGAAAUAGAUAAUAUUGCAGUCAAAAAAUAUAAGAAAAUAACAACUGUACACUUUGACGAUAGAUUGUCCAGCUUGGACGAACAAAAAAGUGUUCAUGAUGAUAUUGGCAGAGAGUGUUCCGAAAACAACUAUCCAGUUCCAAGUGGUGAAAUUAUUAAAACUAGUCUUGUCAUUGAGGAAUCUAUGAACUUUUUGAAAAGUCAACACGAACUUAAUGUUUCUUUCAGUCUGAAUGGUUGCAAUAAUGAAAACGAUAACGAGCCUAGAAAUGGGAAAGAUGCAAUCGUAAUAAGUGGCGAAAUUUGA